CAUCAUUCAUUGAGUUAAUUCCAAAAAUAGCACGCGCAGGAGAAGAGAGUGGAGCAGCAGUAUUAAUCAGAAUCUUUCCCUGUAAUAGCAUGUCGGAUCUCUCACAAGUUACAACCCAAUUAAACACCCCCUGCUACUUCAGUUUCUUUUUUACUACAAAACAUGUUCUCACACGUAUUUACAGUCUUUCUCUCUCUUGCUUUGUAUUUUGACUUUUCUCUGUGUCUCUCCUUCUGUUCUCUUCAGUUUCCUCUUUCUUUAACCUUUCUUCCGUUUCUAGACAGAGAAAGCAAAUACCCCAUUGAGUUUUAGGAAAGAAAGAAAAGAAUAUUAUUAAAAAUGAAAGAAGGGAAAGCUUUUUUGAAGUCUAAGAUGAAAUGGGUCGGUUUGGUUGGUUUAGUUUUAUCAGUUUUUUCACUCUUUGUGCACUUCUUGCUAGCCAGAUUCACUGAAGACGGCUUCUCCGAGUACCAGUCUUCCAUAACCAUCUUCUCCUGGAGACCUGUUUUUGAAGCUACAGACCUCUCGAGAACGAGCCCAUUGUAUAGAAGACUAUGGGGUCCUGUUGGGCAAUUGGAAUCUUUGCACCCACAUGCUAAUCCUAAAGGAUACUACGCAGAUCCUAGUGCUCAGUCAAAUGGGUACAUUUUUGUCAGAAUACAAGGUGGUUUCCAUGAGAUUAGGAGCUCGAUAUGUGAUGUGGUUGCGGUUUCUCGGUUUCUAAAUUGUACUUUAGUUGUUCCAGAGAUCCAACAAACAACUAGCAAGAAGGGAAUCAGCUCACAGUUCAAGAGUUUUGCCUACCUAUAUAAUGAGGAAACGUUUAUGGCGGCUUUAGCAAAAGAUGUUAAUAUCGUGAAAACCCUUCCUAAAAGCCUUAAAUCAGCAAGGAGAAAUAAGGAAAUCCCAGUGUUUAGAGUGCCGUAUGCAGCUUCACCGUAUUAUUAUUUGCACAAUGUGCUCCCUAUUUUGAUCAAGCAUUCUGUAGUUGAACUAGUUGUUUCUGAUGGUGGAUGCUUGCAGGCAAUUCUUCCGUCGGAUCUUGAAGAGUAUCAAAGUCUUAGAUGUAGGGUUGCUUUUCAUGCCCUGAGGUUCCGACAAGAUGUUCAGGACCUGGCAACUAAUAUAUUGCAUAGAUUAAGGGCUCCUGGAAGACCAUUUAUUGCUUUUGAUCCCGGUAUGACAAGAGAUGCUUUAGCCUAUCACGGUUGUUCUGAACUCUUCCAGGAUGUGCAUGCUGAGCUCAUUCAGCACAGAAGAGCUUGGAUGAGAAAACGUGGGAUAAUAAAGGGGCAGCUUUCUGUAAAUUCUGCUAAGCAACGUCUCAAGGGUUCAUGCCCAUUGACGCCAGAAGAGGUUGGUAUUCUUCUUCGGGCAUAUGGAUACUCAUGGGAUACAAUUAUAUAUGUGUCUGGAGGUGAAGUUUUUGGAGGCCAGAGGACAUUGAUCCCACUUCACGGAUUGUUUGAAAAUGUUGUUGAUAGGACUUCCCUCAGCACAAGCUGGGAGCUGAGUAGAAUUUAUGGUCGUGAGGCUAACCUCGACGAAAGUUAUCCAAGGGCUCCUCCAUCUGCUCAGGUUGAAACAAAGCUUGAUGCUUGGAAAAACUCUGGUCCUCGUCCUCGUCCUCUUCCACCUCCUCCUGCUAGACCCAAGACUUAUAAUAUUGAAGGGUGGUGGGGUUGGGUUGCUGAGAGUGACAAUGAGCCUGAAAGUACAGUUGUAGAGUUGAGGACUAAUGCCCAUAAGUUACUAUGGGAAGCCAUAGACUAUACAGUUGCUGUUGAAGCUGAUGUUUUCAUUCCUGGAUUCGAUCGUGAUGGUAAGGGACAUCCAAAUUUUGCCAGUCUGGUUAUGGGACACAGAUUGUAUCAAUCUGCUGCAUCUAAAACAUACAGGCCAGACAGGAAAGAAGUUGUCAGGCUUUUGGAUCAAAUUCACAGCCACAUAUAUCAUGCAAACCAUUCCUGGUUAACAUCAAUACGAAGACAUAUGCGAAGCUCUUUAAUUGAUGGAUUGAUCAAAGCAUCAAAUAAGUCAAAAUCUUCAUCUUUUCUUUCACAUCCAGUCCCUGAAUGUUCUUGCUUGGGGCCUAAUCCUAGUGAAACAUUGUCUAAUGCUUCAACCCCUUCAGUGCACUUGCAAGUUCACGCUGCUCUUGAUGUGGUACAUCGUUGCCCUGUUUGGAUGGACGGUGAAAAGAAUUUAAGCUCUAAUGAAAAGGACAACGAAGAGGAUAUUGAUGAAAAUGAUCCGUCGUCGUCAAGACUGUUUCUUCAGCAUACUGGAAGUCAUGAUGCUGGAGGUGAAGAUAUAAACCUGAAAGAAGAAUCUCAAUUUGAGGAUCAAGAAGAAGAUGGUGGUGAUUGACAACAGGAGCUUUAUAUAUUUUGUUCAAGUUCCAAAAAUGCAGCACCGGCAUUGCAGUGUCAGUGUACAUAUUUUAGAAUGAGCAAGAGUGUCUUGAAUUCCAAUUCAAGAUGAAGAAGCAAGGUGCCUUACACCAGUUCUCAAACUCUGAGUCGGGCCUCUAAUCGAAUCCAUCAGAAGCGAUAUUAAGUUCUUUUACACGGUGAUGUAUCGUAUAAUUGAAGCUUCGUCGGGAAAGGCAAUCGUGUUUUCUGCAAGUAAGCCUGCAAUCAAUUUUGACUAGUCUUACCUUGUUCUUAAUGUACAAACAUAAGUUUUUGUGGAUCUAUUUUGGGACAUUCCCAAAUGAUUAUGGGCAUUUUUCAUGCAUGACAUAAAUGAUUAAGGACAGAAUGAGAUAGGUGUUUUCCUUUAAUCCAUUACUAAAUAUAUAUCUAUCUAAUUUAUUCCUUUUGUGA
Gossypium arboreum is the source of this 2828-nucleotide messenger RNA. Its product is annotated as O-fucosyltransferase 27. The record is from RefSeq and is a predicted model, not a curated record. The coding region runs from base 340 to 2370 and encodes 676 amino acids. Gene Ontology annotation, cellular component: trans-Golgi network; endosome; Golgi apparatus. The transcript is spliced from 10 exons. NCBI's taxonomy places the organism in Eukaryota, Viridiplantae, Streptophyta, Magnoliopsida, Malvales, Malvaceae.